Molecule: messenger RNA, 5588 nt
Organism: Ogataea polymorpha
Lineage: Eukaryota; Fungi; Ascomycota; Pichiomycetes; Pichiales; Pichiaceae
Exons: 1
Coding region: 396-5459 (1687 amino acids)
Biological process (GO): negative regulation of macroautophagy; protein phosphorylation; TOR signaling
Cellular component (GO): TORC1 complex; nucleus; TORC2 complex
Molecular function (GO): protein binding; protein-containing complex binding; protein serine/threonine kinase activity
Source: RefSeq, a predicted model, not a curated record
GCCUGAACUCUUUGAAAGCUGUGAGUGAGGUUCUUGACAAACUGCUUACAGUCUGCAUUACCGAUCCGCACGAGGAAAUCCGCCUGCAAGUGCUCAACAGUCUGGGUGAGAGAUUUGAUCCCCAGCUGUCUCAGGCCGAGAACGUGAGGCUGCUUUUCAUGGCUCUGAACGACGAGUCGUUUGAGAUUCGCAAGGCGGCCAUCAAAUUGGUUGGAAGACUCUCAGCAAUCAACCCGGCUUACAUCGUGCCCUCGCUGCGCAAGCUGCUCAUCCAGCUGCUCACCACGCUGGAGUAUGGUGGCCACAACUCCAGAGAAAAGGAAGACACGGCGCUGUUGCUUGCUGUGCUGAUUUCGCACACAGGCGACCUAACAAAGCCGUAUUUCAAGCCCAUCAUGGACGUGUUGCUGCCUGCCAGCACCGAACCCGGUGCUUCUGUUGCGGCAGCGGCAAUUGCAGCGAUUGGCGAGCUGGCCGUAGUGGUUGGUGACGAAAUGGUGCAGUACAUUCCGCAAGUGAUGCCAAUUUUUAUCGAAACGUUCCAGGACCAAAGCAUGAGCUUCAAGCGGGACGCAGCACUGAAAACGCUCGGCCAGAUCGCCGGGUCCUCGGGCUACGUUAUCCAGCCGCUGCUCGAUUACCCGCAGCUGCUGGGUCUGCUGGUUAAUAUUCUGAAGUCUGAGACAUCACUGGCAGUGAGACGCGAAACUGUGCGUCUGGUCGGUAUCCUCGGAGCUCUCGAUCCGUACAAACACAGAGAAGUGGAACGACACGGCCAGGAUUCGCAGACUGUGGCAGAGCAGAAUGCACCGCCCGUGGACAUGGAGCUGCUGAUGAAAGGUAAGUCGCCGUCAAACGAGGACUAUUUCCCAACAGUGGUGAUCAAGACCCUGUUGCGCAUACUCAAGGAUGCGUCCUUGAGCACCCAUCACCCGGCCGUCAUCCAGGCGAUCAUGCACAUCUUCAAGACGCUGGGAAUCAAGUGCGUUCCGUUCCUGGACAAAGUUAUUCCUGGUUUCGCGACUGUGAUUCACACGUGUCCGCCCUCGUUGCUGGAAACAUACUUCCAACAGCUGGCCGACUUGAUCAAGAUCGUCAAGUUGCACAUCCGCCCUCAUUUACCAGAGAUUUUCGCGCUCAUUGAGGAAUUCUUCCACCAGGUCAAUCUCCAGGUCACCAUUAUUGGCAUGAUAGAGCAGGUCUCGAAGGCCCUGGACGACGAGUUCAAAAUCUACAUGUUUCAGGUGAUUACCAUUUUUCUGGACGUGCUGGACAAGGACGACUCACCGCGCAAGGUGUCGACGUUGCGCGUACUCAAGGCUUUCACAGUUUUCGGCAGCAACAUUGAGCCGUACAUGCAUCUCGUGAUUCCACAGAUAGUCAAGCUUUUUGAGUCACCGGACGAAGUUGUCAGUAAGGAGGCCAUCGAAACUAUUGGGAAAUUGUCUAGACAUGUCAGUCUAAACGACUACUCGUCCCGAAUUGUGCAGCCACUAGUUAGAAUUCUGGUCUCGCAUUCUUCCGAAGACAUCAAGAAUUCUGUCGUGAACACCAUCUGUCUGCUCUUGCUGCAAAUGGGCACCGAGUUUUCUGUGUUCAUCCCAGGAAUCACUAGCAUCAUGACGAAACAUAAGCUGCAAUAUCCCGUCUACGACCAACUGGUUGACAAACUGAUUCACGGCGAGCCGUUGCCAACCACUCUCCUGAAUGAUAAAACGCAGGAAACUCCGUCCAACGACAACUUCGACAUUGAAGCAACGCCGCGGAAACUCCCAGUCAACGCCCAGGCGCUGCGUUAUGUCUGGGACUGCAAUAGCAUGCGCACAAAAGAGGACUGGCAGGAAUGGAUCCGCCGACUGAGCAUUGAGCUGCUCAAGGAGUCGCCGUCGCCGGCUUUGCGUGCCUGCUCCUCGCUCGCUACCGUUUAUCCACCUCUGGCUAGAGAUCUUUUCAACUGUGCCUUUGCAAGCUGCUGGAACGAGCUGCACAUCCAGUACCAGGGAGAACUGGCCCAGGCUCUGUGCAUUGCGCUGUCCUCGCCGAACAAUCUACCGGAGAUCCACCAGACGCUUCUCAAUCUUGCUGAGUUCCUCGAACACGACGACAAGUCGCUGCCGAUAAGAAUCCAGACCCUGUCGCAGUACGCGCAGCGGAGCCAUGUGUACGCCAAAGCACUGCACUACAAGGAGCUGGAAUUCAUUCAGGAGCCGUCUACGCCGACAAUCGAAUCCCUGAUCAGCAUCAACAACCAGCUGCAGCAGUCGGACGCCGCUAUUGGAAUUUUGAAGUACGCUCAGGACCACCACGGCCUACAACUCAAGGAGACCUGGUACGAAAAGCUCCAGCGCUGGGACGAUGCAUUGCGUGCUUACAACGAACGUGAGAAGGAGGAGCCGAACUCCACCGAUAUCACUAUGGGAAAAAUGAGAUGUCUACAUGCUCUGGGCGAAUGGGAGCUGUUGAGCGAGCUAGCGCAGGAUAAAUGGAACAAUUCGUCUGGUGACAUCAAAAGGGCCAUUGCGCCACUGGCUGCUGCGGCCGCCUGGGGAAUCGGCCAGUGGGAGCGUAUGGGUAACUACAUUAGCGUCAUGAAGGUGGAGUCGCCAGAUAAGGCGUUUUUCAAUGCUAUUUUGUGUCUUCACAGAAACAAUUUUGAGGAGGCCGCAGAACAAAUUUCGAAGGCCAGGGAUCUUCUGGUCACGGAGAUUACUGCAUUGGUGAGCGAAUCGUACAACAGGGCGUACGGGGUGGUUGUGAGAGUGCAGAUGCUGGCCGAGCUCGAGGAAAUCAUCAAGUACAAGUGUUUGCCCCAAGGCUCUGAAAAACGCAUCCAGAUCCGCGAGACGUGGAACAAACGGCUUCUGGGCUGCCAGCGGAACGUGGAUAUUUGGCAAAGGAUGCUUAAAGUGCGUGCUCUGGUCGUGAAGCCGAAGCAGGACAUGGAAAUGUGGAUUAAGUUUGCCAAUCUGUGCCGGAAAUCGGGCCGGCUGGGGCUUGCGGAAAAGUCGCUCAACGCACUUCUGGACGAGGGUGACUCCGGCCACCAGACGUCCCGGGCGCCACCCCACGUGGUGUACGCACAGCUGAAAUACAUGUGGGCCAGAGGCCAGCAGCGAGAGGCGCUCAACCACCUGAUCGACUUUGCGUCGAAACUAUCACGUGACCUAGGCGUGAACGAGAACGAGGCCAUCACGCAGCCUCUGCCAACGGCCAUUCCUGGCGCCUCCGACAAUAUCGAGAAGUACACCAUGCUGCUGGCGAGAUGCUAUCUCAAACAGGGCGAAUGGAAGAUUGCUUUGAAUAGCAACUGGACAGAGAUGGACUCUACAGGUAUCUUAGGCUCGUUCCUGCUUGCUACGCAUUUCGACCCCAAGUGGUACAAAGCCUGGCACAACUGGGCUCUCGCAAACUUUGAGGUGAUUUCCCCGCAGGCAAAGCAGUUGCACCAGGAAAGUGCGGACGUGGACGAGAAGAGUCUGGGAGGCAUUUUGCACUACGUGGUGCCAGCGGUUAAGGGAUUUUUCCACUCGAUCUCGCUCUCGCAGUCUAAUCCACUCCAGGACACGCUGAGACUGCUGACGCUGUGGAUCAAGUACGGAGGCAUUGAGGAAGUGGCCAAUGCGAUGCAGGAAGGGUUCCAGCUGGUGAAGGUCGACACGUGGCUGGACGUGAUUCCGCAGUUAAUCUCGAGGAUCCACCAGCCGGACCCUGUGGUGAGCAAGUCGCUUUUGGGUUUGCUGUCGGAUCUGGGCCGGGCGCAUCCGCAAGCGCUGAUUUAUCCGCUGACAGUGGCCAUCAAAUCCGACAGCGUUUCGCGGCAGAGGGCAGCUCUGACAAUCAUCGACAAGAUGCGUGCACAUUCGGCGCGGCUGGUGGAUCAGGCGGACCUUGUGAGCAAUGAGCUGAUCCGUGUGGCGGUGCUAUGGCACGAGAUGUGGUAUGAGGGGCUUGAGGACGCGUCGCGGUCGUACUUUGGCGACCAGAACAUCGAGAAGAUGUUCCAGAUCCUGACACCUCUGCACCAGAUGCUCGAAAAAGGGCCAGAGACGAUCCGAGAGGCCUCGUUUGUCAAUGCUUUCGGCAAGGAGCUGAACGACGCGCAUCAGUGGCUGAUGAAUUUCCGGCGCACAAAGGACGUGGCGUACCUUAACCAGGCAUGGGAUCUGUACUACGGCGUCUUCCGCCGGAUUUCCAGACAGUUGCCGCAGCUGCAAAACCUCGAUCUGCAGCAUGUUUCUCCCAAGCUGCUGGCCGCAAAGAAUCUCGAGCUCGCUGUUCCGGGAACAUACGUGCCAGGAAAAGAGGUGAUUCACAUUGUGCGUUUCGAGCCGGUGUUUUCUGUGAUCACAUCGAAGCAGAGGCCGCGGAAGUUCAACGUUCUGGGCAGCGACGGCAAAAAGUACCAGUACUUGCUUAAGGGGCACGAGGAUAUUAGACAGGACAACUUAGUGAUGCAGCUAUUUGGAUUAGUGAACACGCUACUUGCGAACGACCCGGAGUGUUUCAAGCGGCAUAUGGACAUCCAGCAGUACGCGGCGAUCCCGCUGUCUCCUAGCUCGGGCAUGCUUGGAUGGGUUCCUAAUUCCGACACGUUCCACGUUCUCAUCAAGGAGUACAGAGAACCGCGCAAGAUCUUGCUAGACGUGGAACAUCGUAUCAUGCUGCAGAUGUCUCCGGACUACGACAAUUUGACAUUGCUGGAGAAGGUGGAAGUGUUCACCUAUGCCCUGGAUAUUACGCGAGGCCAGGAUCUAUACAAGGUGCUGUGGUUCAAAUCGAAGUCGUCAGAGGCCUGGCUCGACAGACGAACCACGUACACGCGCUCCUUGGCGGUGAUGUCGAUGGUGGGAUAUAUUUUGGGUCUUGGCGACAGACACCCUUCGAACCUGAUGAUGGACAGAAUCACUGGAAAAGUGAUCCACAUCGAUUUUGGCGACUGUUUCGAGGCGGCCAUUUUGAGAGAAAAGUACCCGGAAAAAGUGCCGUUUAGACUGACACGGAUGCUGAGUUACGCGAUGGAGGUGAGCGGUAUUGAGGGCUCUUUCCGGAUCACCAGCGAAAAUGUCAUGAGAGUCCUUCGCGACAACAAAGAGUCGUUGAUGGCCAUUCUGGAUGCCUUUGCGUACGACCCGCUGAUCAACUGGGGUUUUGACUUUCCGCUGAAGCAGAUAGUCGACAAUCCGAACCAGCACUUCCCAAACGCAAACUACAACGAGCUGUUGCGCAGCGGCCAAAUCACCGAGGAGGAGGCCUCCCGGAUGGAGGCGCAGAACAAGGCAGAUAUCUUGAACGCGCGGGCUGCGUACGUGCUCAAGCGUAUCACAGACAAACUGACGGGAAACGACUUCAAGCGGUUCCGGGAGCUGGACGUUCCGAGCCAGGUCGACAAGCUGAUCCAGCAGGCUACCUCUGUGGAGAACCUUUGCCAGCACUACAUAGGAUGGUGCUCUUUUUGGUAAUGCGAGCCACACUGUUUACACGAUUCUUGGUGUUGUAUUCUCAGUGCCAGGCUAAUUUUUCCGCCUCGCGGAAGCCCAUGUCCGUGGGACGGAGAGUGCAGUAGAUGAUAGAUAAGACGUCUUGGUGAA